This is a messenger RNA of Caretta caretta (loggerhead turtle), 1746 nucleotides long. RefSeq names its product galactokinase 1 (gene GALK1). Gene Ontology annotation, cellular component: cytosol; cytoplasm. Gene Ontology annotation, biological process: galactose metabolic process; carbohydrate phosphorylation. Gene Ontology annotation, molecular function: ATP binding; galactokinase activity. The record is from RefSeq and is a predicted model, not a curated record. NCBI's taxonomy places the organism in Eukaryota, Metazoa, Chordata, Testudines, Cheloniidae.
UCUACAGAGACUGGAGCACACAGGCAGCUCCCCCACUCUGUGGCUGGGGGGGGGGUCCUUUCUGGUUUUAGGGUGCGCCCUUCUGGCGCGAUUUGAGAUCCUCUGGCGGAAGAUGCAAAGGGUUAAUCAUUGAACCGGGUUACUAUUCAACCCGCCUGAUGUGGGAGGGGAAAUAACCGAACCGAGCCAAAGAAAUUCACCAGCUCCAGGCCAAGGGGUGGGGCAGGGCAGGGCAGGAGAGAAGCCUCCGGCGCAGGCAGGAAGCGCGAGGCGGGGGGAGGCCCUGGCGGCAUGGCCCUCGCGUUGUUGCUGCCGGGCCUUCCGUGGUGGAACGUUGCAACACCGCGCUCCCAGCCCCCUGCGGAGCAUGGCCGGGCGAAGGGAGGCCGAUCUCGGCUCGCUGCUGGCGCAGGCCCGGGUGGCGUAUCGAGGGGCCUUCGCAGGGGCGGACCCUGAGCUCGCGGUGUCAGCCCCCGGCAGGGUGAACCUGAUCGGAGAGCACACGGACUACAACCAGGGCUUCGUGCUGCCUAUGGCCCUGCAGCUGGGCACCGUGGUGGUUGGGAGCCCAAGGCAGGACGGAACAAUAUCCGUCAUUACAACCGCAGAGGAGGCAGAGGAGCCCAAAAGGGUGCAGUUUCCAGCUCCAACAGAAAGAAACACCCUGAAGCCCGGGGAACCUCACUGGGCUAACUAUGUGAAGGGUGUGAUCCAGCAUUACCGAGCCGGUCCUCUCCCAGGCUUCAACGCAGUGAUAGCCAGUAACGUUCCCCUGGGCGGUGGCCUGUCUAGUUCAGCCUCUCUGGAAGUGGCUACGUAUACCUUUCUGCAGCAGCUCUGCCCAGAUGAUGGGGACUUAGUAGCCAAGGCUCUGGCAUGCCAGAAAGCUGAGCACACAUUUGCUGGUAUGCCCUGUGGGAUCAUGGACCAGUUCAUAUCUGUGAUGGGCAAAGAGGGCCAUGCAUUGCUGAUAGACUGCAGGUCGCUGGAGACUUUCCUCUUGCCUUUGACUGACCCCAGCUUGGUGGUUCUCAUCACCAACUCCAACGUGCGGCACGCGCUGACGGGCAGCGAGUACCCCACACGCCGGCGCCAGUGCGAGGAGGCAGCGAAGGCUCUGGGCAAGGCCAGUCUGAGGGAGGCCUGUCUGGCCGACUUGGAGGCUGCCCGGGCCCUGCUGAGCGAGGAGGUGUACCGGCGCGCGAGGCACGUCAUCGGAGAAAUAGAGCGCACCUCCCGGGCGGCGCAGGCGCUGCAGGCCAGGGACUACAGGGCAUUUGGGAGGCUGAUGGUGGAGAGUCACAACUCCCUCCGGGAUGAUUAUGAGGUCAGCUGCCCUGAGCUGGAUGAGCUGGUCGCUGCAGCGCUGGAUGUCAGUGGGGUUUAUGGCAGCAGGAUGACGGGCGGAGGCUUUGGAGGCUGCACGGUCACGCUGCUGGAGGCUGAAGCAGCAGAGGAAGCUUUGCAGCACAUCAAGGAGAAGUACAACGGCACAGCUACUUUCUAUUUCACUACGCCUUCAGAUGGGGCAAAGGCACAGCCUCUGUACGGAGUGACUUCCCUUUCUACAUAGGGCGCUCUGAUCUCUGGGUCCUCAAUGGUGUCAGAGGAAAAUUUCUGGGCCAGCUGCCUUCCCCCUUCCUCCUGCAGGAGAUCAAACGUGGCUCUGUUUCUAACUUCACAACGGAACACAGGGAAAUGUACAAAUCUGUGUCACUCAAGUAAUAAAACUAAUUUUGCACAACA